AUGCAACUCUCCACUCCUCUGAGACAGUGGUCCAGCCUCCUCCAGCUGCCUCCCAGAGCGCCCCAGUCCAGCAGGACCCAGUCCAGGAGGACCCAGGACAGCAGGAGCCAGCCACUCCAGACCGCGAGCUGCUCCAGGCCUGGAGGUACAACAGCUGAGGGUUACGAAGAUGUGGUGAGGCUGGCUGACAGCCUGGUGGAGCUGCGCCACUACAUGUUCGCAACCCACGCCAAGGCUCAGGAGAUCGUGGCCUUGUGGCAGAAGCUGCCUGCCCAGGACAAGCAGGCUCUUGACUUCCCCGCCCGGCACAGGGACAAGCAACCGACGGGGAAAUACAAGGUGUCCUACAGAAGGACCACGACCUGCGUCGGUUUUGACAGCCUUAGACGGAGCUGGCUGUGGAGACGUGUUACUGAUAAGCUGAUUGGUGUCCGUCACGUGUGCGUACGGAAACGACAUCGGCCUCGGCCAGUGGCCCAGCACCAGCAGGGUAGUGGAGGCCAUUUGUGUCCGGCUGUGCUGGGAGCACCUGGAGGGCCGGGUUGGGGGCAAGAGGAGCAACCGCUGGACGCUCGUCCUGAGCGAUUACACCAUAAAAAGAGAAAUGUCAUCACAAACGAGGACAUUAUGACUCCCACCCGGCUCCAGCUUUUCAAGAUUAACCAGAGGACACUGACUCAGUGGUACGAUCAGAGGGGGAAGGCGAUUGAGCUGAGGAUGCUAGAGCAGUACAUCCCGGCAUCCAUCGUGUCCAUGGAUGCCUCCAGCCUGCUGCCCCAUGCCAGGCCGCUGCUGGGGACUCCACAGAAACGUUACGACCCCCUGGCCUACGAGGACCCUGAGAACACCACAGGUCAGGGGGUCGUCGGGCAGAGAGAGGUGCAUCCUCCCUCUCCUCCCUCCACCACCACUAGCAGCAGUAGCCACCACCAGCCGCCACCACCACCAGCAGCAGCCACCUCCGCCGCCUCCUCUCUGCCUCCACCAAACCCCCCCCCCCCCUCAUCUUCGCUCCACCAAACCCCCCCCCCUCAUCUUCGCUCCACCGGUGUAUUUUAUCCGGCCGCCGCCCCCCCCAACCCCAACCUCUUCCUCCUCUCCCAACCCAACCACCCAGACCUCCCGACAGACCUACAUACAUUCUUCCCACCCCUCAGCCCACCACCUGGUCCCAGCCAGCACCACAUCCUCUCCCUGUCCCCGUCUCCACGGCCUGGAGACGAGGAAAGAGGGAGAUGGAGAGGAGAGAGGAGGAGAGGAGAACAGGACUUAAUCCUCCUCCCAAAAAGAGGGCCACAUUUGUGGUUAAGUGCAGCCUCUGUGGGAAACGCUGGACCGCCAAGUUUGGCCACCGCUGCAAGCCAGACGAGCUGGGUCUGCUUAGCGACGUUGAGCGGCCUCACUGCAGAGGAGUGGGUGCAGAGGAAUGGGCACAGUGAGUGAGUGAGUUUUCUGGGGAGCGUGUCAGCGGUUCAAUGUAUCAUUACAUAGUGCAGUUGUUGUGCAUGUGCUAUUGUUUAUGUUCAUUUCAGUUACGUUAUGUUGUUCCUUCGUAUUGUGUUACCGUGCAUUCACACCCAGUGCCUUUCUUUCCUCCUGACUGUAUCUUGCAAGCCACACAUCGCUACAGCGGGAUGAACCCAAAAUAAUAAUAAUAAAAAUAAUAAUACAAUAAACGGAUCAAAAUAAUGCUGAAA
Molecule: messenger RNA, 1697 nt
Organism: Sebastes umbrosus (honeycomb rockfish)
Lineage: Eukaryota; Metazoa; Chordata; Actinopteri; Perciformes; Sebastidae
Exons: 4
Coding region: 1-1443 (480 amino acids)
Source: RefSeq, a predicted model, not a curated record